UAUGCUUUGCAAACGGGUCACUCAGUGUUAGUAUCUGUAAGACAACAGUUAACAGUCUAUUCAAUCAAUAAAAGCUUCAUUUCAAGAGAAUUUUCCAAUAUUAAUGGUAAAACAAUAUCUAAUAAUACUCUUAAUAACUCUUCUCAAUUGAUCAUAUAAUGAUUCACGGUGCAAGGUCAUUCACUAACGAAGUGCUCCGUUACAGCAAAAACAUGUUUUGGCAAACGUCUGGCAAGUAUUGCUGCAUGAAAAAUUUGUGGUUUCAUUUAUGUUAUUUAUUAUCAAAAUUGUGUUGAAUGUUUAUCUCACUCAGCUGUUUUUUAUUUCUGGAUCUGGCAUAUGCAAUCGAAAUUACUUAUACUGGGAAAGCGACUCAAAUAGGUACUUUAUAGUACUUAUCAGAAGCCUACUAAUGUGUUCGUGUACGUACGUGAUAGUAGUGUUCUAAUUAUGGUGAAUUGUGUGACGUCGAGAUCUCUUGAAUAGUAUCGUAUUGAUAAGACAUUAAGCUUAACAUUAAACUAAUGGUUUAGGAAUGGUGUCCACUACUGAAGUCCUUUUAAUACAAAGUUUUAGUCACUGCAAUUGAAAUUCAAAACAAAAUCGCAUACACUUCAGACAAAUGAGUGCAUCCAAUCGCAUCAACGUCAAAGUCCAACAGGGCACUGUCUCCGGUGUUAGACUGCAGCUUCCCAACGGGGGUGAAGCGUUUGCGUUCCGCGGGAUUCCGUAUGCGAAACCUCCGAUCGGUGAGCUUCGGCAUAAACCACCACAGCCUUUGGACAAGUUUCGUGAACCGGUGCUCGACUGCGCUGUCGAACGUGAUGUGUGUUACAGUAAAAACUUGUUCACCCAGAAAAUGGAGGGCUCUGAAAAUUGUCUGUUUCUAAAUGUGUACACACCAAGGUUGCCAAGUGACGGCAAGCCGAUACCGGUGAUGGUGUUCAUUCAUGGCGGUGCGUUUAUGUACGGUAGUGGCAAUUCUGAUUGUUACUCUCCGGAAUAUUUUCUGCAAGAAGGCGUUAUAAUUGUAACUUGCAAUUAUCGUUUGAGUACACUCGGAUUUUUAUAUUUGCCCAGUCAGGGUAUAGAGGGAAACCUAGGUCUCAAGGAUCAAUUGAUGGCGCUCAAAUGGGUCAGUGAAAAUAUUACACACUUUGGCGGAGAUCCCAACAAUGUGACACUUUUUGGAGAAAGUGCCGGAGGUGUAUCAGUACAUCUGCACUUGUUAUCGCCCCGUUCACAUCAGUAUUUUCAUAAAGCCAUCUGUCAAAGUGGAUGCAGUAAUAUGGAAUGGGCAAUGCAACUUAAUCCUGAGGAAAAAGCGAGAACCUUAGCGAAACUGGUCGGUUGCAAGGGAGAAAAUGAUGCAGAUGCGUAUAAAACUUUAAUGACGGCAUCGACUGAAGACCUCGUGGGGCAAAUGAUGAAGGUACUAUCAAACGAUGAAAGACUCCGUGGACUUCCGAUGCCAUUCAAACCGGUGGUAGAAAGUGAAAAUGCAACGGACGCAGUUGUAACAAAACCGCCUCUUGAGGCGAUGAAAACUCCAAAUAGCAUUCCCAAUAUUCCAUUAAUGUUAGGAGCUAAUAAUCGAGAGGGUACUAUCAUGUUGUUAGAUGCUAUUAAAAAACUGGACGUGUAUGAUAAAGAUCUCACAGGACUUAUUCCACGUACAGUAAACGUGAAACCUAACACGCUUGCCAGCAGAGAACUUGCAGAAGAAAUUAAGAAAUUCUACUUUGGUGAAAAAAGCGUUUGUAUGGAAACUCUUCCACAGCUAGCGAAUCUAAUGGGUGAUUAUCAUUUUGUUAUUUUUACUAACUUUUGCGCCGAACUGCAUGCAAGAUAUCAGCAUCAAUCACCAUUAUUUUACUAUAACUUUUGCUUCGAUGGCAUGUUGAACAUGUAUAAAAAAGUGCUGAACCUAAAUGUACCCGGUGCUUGCCACGCGGAUGAAUUGUCGUACCAAUUCCUAUUUCGUAUCGCCCCAAUUGAGGUUGCUGCGGACUCACUAGAGGCACGAGUACGCUAUUACAUGUGUCGUAUGUGGACUAAUUUUGCUAAGCACGGAAAUCCUACUCCAGCUGACGAUACGUCCCUGCCGUUUCAUUGGGAUCCGGUAGUACAUAUCGAUCCCAAUUCUAGGCAGGAAUUUGAAUUGAACUGCUUGAAUAUAGAUGAAAAGCCCUGGAUGAUCAAAAAUCCGGAUAAAGAUCGAAUUGACUUUUGGCGAAGAGUUUACAAGCGUUACAACGAUGACAGACUAAAAAUUAAGUUAUAAGGUACAAUGUUAUGCAAGAAACAAAAUAUUAUAGACUGAUAUUUUAAUAAAAACGGUUUUUGCCUAUAUAAACUAAUAAAUGAGACCAGAAAUUGGAUAAAUUGUCAUGUUUUCUGCCUUGUUUUUGGUGAUUGUAGUUUACUCAAGGGGGGAUGCCUACUGAAAGGGCGAUUUGUGAGGAUGUUUGAAGGAUUUUAUUCAGGUAUAGUUUAUAUAAACGAUGUUUCGAGAAAAUGAAAAUAAAAUAACCAAAUGGCUGCCCUUAUGAACUUCGGUAGCUAGUUAAGAGAAAAAUAAACUGAUAAAUUAUCUACGCCCACAUAAUAACUGGUCAAAUGCAGCAAUGUAGACAUUUUCGGCGUCUGCGUGUCUUCCAUUCCAUAUAUAUGCCAUCCAAUAUCCGAUCGUUCACUAUUAUGCAAACGAAACCAAGCAUGUGUAUAUCAUUUCAUAUCAUAAGCUUCUGCACCCACUACUAAACCACGUUCAUCAUGCGCCGAGUGAUACUAAUCGAAUG
Wyeomyia smithii (pitcher-plant mosquito) is the source of this 2801-nucleotide messenger RNA. RefSeq names its product esterase B1-like. Lineage: Eukaryota; Metazoa; Arthropoda; Insecta; Diptera; Culicidae. The transcript has 4 exons. The record is from RefSeq and is a predicted model, not a curated record. The coding region runs from base 623 to 2284 and encodes 553 amino acids.